AUGGAAGAAACCACUCCGAUGCCUCCUCCGCUGGAUGUUCAGGCUCCAACUGGGAGCAGUGACAAACCCACCAACAGCGUACCCGACGAAGCGAUUGAUGAGCCAAUAUCAAACUCAAAGACCGCUGCUGAUGUCUCUCAUGACUCCAGCAAGUUGCUCCCAGGUCAGAACCAGAAGAAGCUGUCUGGAAAUGCGACCCCUCGUGACGAGACUGGUGACAUGCAGGCCGAGAUCAAACGGCUCAAUCGCCAGAUCCAGGAUCUCAAGAUGAUACACCAAGAAGAGCGAGAGCAACUUGAGGAUGCAUUGGAGGAAGACUAUGAGUUCAGAAGCUGGAGCACGCGUGAAGUCAAAGCACACGGGAUGCCCUUCACUCGAAGCCAUCACGCCUAUGUCGGCGAAAAGGUUCCUCAAGACUUCGCCGAGGAACUGGAUCAAAUUGAGAUUCUUCACUAUGCACGGGAAGCCGAGAGGCAGGCUGUUCAAGCCUGGAGACUCGCUCACCCGGGACAAGAUUAUCAGGCUCCGCUGUCAAAAAGCGGACCACCCAGCACUUCGAUGCUGAAUCGUGUACCAUGGGCUGAGUUCCAACAGUCUCUUGAGGUCGCGGAUCAGUCCAGUAGAUUUGCGGUAGAUGUACUGGUUGGUGAGCCCAACGUCAAGGUCACACUCCCCAGUCUUCGGUAUCGCACUAGAGGAGAAGCUGCAAGAUACGGCUUCGACAAAACAGUCGAUGCUACUGGCGCUACUGCCAGUUCUUCGGCAGCGGCAAAUCUACGAAAGCAGACUGGUAGAACCAUGUCUCGUGGCCAGGGACCACUACCAGAACGUAUUCGUAUCAACUCGACGGCAAUACUGGUAAUUCUGAGUAAGAUAUUCCAGGAGAAAAUCUCAACCGACUUCGAGCCAGUCUUGAUGAUGAGGCCAUUUCGAGGACUGAUCUGGUACAAGGACGAGAUCCGGAAAUGGAGAGAUGAUCUUGAGAAGAAAGUCAUAAAGGCUCAGAUAGAAGCCGAAAAGACGCAAAAUGAGGAGGAAGACAAAGCAGACACUGCCGAAGAAAAGACUACUACCGAUGAGACGCCGGGGCCCAGUGUAGCAGAAGAGGCCUCUGCAAACGAAAAAGAAAUGGAGGAUGAUGGAGAUAAGCCCCAGAAAGAGGAAUCCGCAAACAAAAGCCCAAACCCCGAUCUUGUCGAUUUCUUUGAAAGUAUAUUAAAGGGCCAAAUCCCUAACAAGAAAGAAGAGGAAACUGAUACCAAGGAAGACAAAAGAACGGACAGUGGGAGUAGUAGUCAGGACGUCGAAAUUGACGAUGAAGAGAGUCUCAUAAACACGCAAGAAGCCUUGAACGACCUCAACUGCCUAGUCAACUUCAUUGACCAUGACCUGGAAGACAAGUUGGCCUAUCUCGCUAACGAAGAGUGCACAAAGGUCAUAUGGAGUGACAUUUGGCACCUUUUUAAGCCAGGUGACUUUGUGGUCAGCAAGGACGAGAAGCAGGCAUAUCGCGUUAUCCAAGUCAAAUACGCGACGCACAGCAUGAAGCCACCAACCGGAAGAAACCUCUGGAUGGCAGAAGCAAAAGCCAAGCUUGAUGAUUCGCCAAUUACUAUUCAGUGUGUUUUCUUAGACUUUGAUGGAGAACGGAUCGGUCCCGUUACACAGACCAUAGAUAUUCAUCGGUACGAAGGCGAAAGGAGUAUUCGGUCUCUUUCGAUCGUUCCUAUACGACGGGCCAAGAAUCGCAACCUCAAGGAGGCUUUGAUCAAGCGAGGCUCCAUCUUUAUUGAAGCGUGCGAUCCUCAGCGUCGUGGUAUUCCGAUGCACUACUCGGGCCUCUCCUUAGAAGCACAGGAAGAAAUUGACAGUCAAGUCGUGAUCGACUUCGAAGAAGCAUUCGCCAGCAACGAUGUCGGGGGCAAAACCAAGCCAUCAGGCUGGACGAUCGAAAAGCUGGUCCUCGAAUGUUUUGCCGGCAGUAUAAAGGAUGAGAUGCAGCUAUAUCUGCAUGACGUGCAAACAAACUGGAAACCCGAAUUCAAAGACAUCAACCUAGGAAGUGACUACGAUACGGCCUCCUCAUAUGACAGCGAAGGCAGCGAUCGUGAGCGUACUCGCGGACGCCGGGCUCAGAUGAAUCGAACUUGUCUUCCACAGUGUUGUUCGAACGAGAACGUUCACGAUGAUGUUUUCGUGGAGCAUAAUAGGAGCAGUGAAUUUGUGCAGAGUCAGUUUUGGGAGGAUGAUUUGAAUGAGGGGAUGCCGUCAUUGACUAUCACGGCGAGGCCUUUGAGAGAGGCGAUGGAGGAUGAGGAUUAUAUCACUGAUGAUGACAAGUUGAUCACCAGUUAUAGGGUUUUUGGGUUUAUUAUGAGGAGUAGAAAGUGGGCUAAGCUUGACUUAACCUACCUCGGACCCAUGAAGGGGCAGAAUACUUUCGACCUACUCGUACUCCCAACUGGACACAGAGAAAUGGUGGAGAGUCUGGUGACUCAGCAUUUCUUGGACAAGGCGUCUGCUUACGAUGAGACGGAUGAAGUGGAUAUCGUCCGUGGAAAAGGCAAGGGCUUGAUUCUGCUUUUGCAUGGAGCACCUGGAGUAGGAAAGACGACGACAGCGGAAUGCGUUGCGACAUACUUCCACAAGCCGUUAUUCCAGAUAACUUGCGGCGAUUUGGGGUCUACAGCAGACGUCGUUGAGAGUCGCUUGGAGAAGAACUUUGCUCUGGCGAGUCGAUGGGGGUGCAUUCUGCUAAUCGACGAAGCUGAUGUCUUCCUCGAGGCUCGGCAGACAGAGAACUUUGAUCGUAACAGUCUUGUAGCUGUCUUCCUUCGGACCCUCGAGUACUAUACCGGUAUUCUCUUCCUCACCACCAACCGUGUCGGCACCUUCGACGAAGCUUUCACGUCACGCAUCCACAUCAGUCUAUACUACCCUCCUCUCAACCUAGAAUCCACAGUUGCCGUCUUCAAGGUGAAUCUCACGCGCAUCAAAGCCCGCUUCGAGAAGAAGAAAGAAAGAGGGGAAGCCGAGCUUGAGCUAGAUGAGCUGUCGAUCGCCACAUUCAUCCAUCGCUAUUUUGAGAAGAAUAAGGAUGCACGCUGGAACGGUCGUCAGAUCCGUAAUGCUUGUCAGACAGCGUUAGCACUGGCUGAAUUUGAGGGCCAAAAGCUAGCUAACCCAGGGGCGAGCGGCGGGCGUAACGUCAUGGAGUUCGCAGCCAUGUCGAAGAAGAUGAUCAAGGUCAAGCUGGCAGAAAAGCACUUCCAAGACGUUGCCAAGGCAUAUCUGGCAUUCAUAAAGUAUCUUCGGGAAGUACAUGGUGUCAGUGCAGCGCAACAAGCUAAGAACUACCGUCUGCGUCAUGAUCGAUGGGGUCUUGGUGAGUCAGCUAGUCUCCUUGCUUCAAGACAAAGAGAGUAUGGAGCAGCGGGCAAGCCAGAAUAUGGACAGCAGUAUGGUCCGAGACCAAGUGGAAGAGGAGACAAGCAGACACGAGGACCACGGUAUCAACAAGAAAAGCACGUGGAUGAUGAGGACAUUGCAGAAGAGUACGGAUAUUCCAACGAAUACCAUGGGUAUGAUGAUGAUCAAGGGCUCAUGCAGGACGACGACGAUGGUAGGGACUUUGAGAACGGACCGUCGUUUGAUGAAGAGGAUGAUUAUGAGGAGGGCUAUCAAGGCCGUCCUACCGCGCGAGGCAAACAGCCGGCGCAGAACUAUGACCAAGACUUUAGGGAUAACAAGUACUACCCUGAUGAUGAGCAGGAAACUGUCAAGUACGGACCAGGUCCUUCGCAGCCGGAGCGACAUAUGGCUCGUGCUGGAAAUCGGGGAAGAGGCUCCGGCCGCGGCCAACAAGCGUCAAGAAGGGAGAGUCACGUUCCCAAGAGAAGAAUGAUUCCAGGUGCAUAUAGAAAAGCACUACCUGAUGAAGCUGACUGA
Fusarium mangiferae is the source of this 3948-nucleotide messenger RNA. RefSeq lists its product as uncharacterized. Gene Ontology annotation, molecular function: ATP binding; ATP hydrolysis activity. NCBI's taxonomy places the organism in Eukaryota, Fungi, Ascomycota, Sordariomycetes, Hypocreales, Nectriaceae. The record is from RefSeq and is a predicted model, not a curated record. Bases 1 to 3948 code for a protein of 1315 amino acids. The transcript is spliced from 6 exons.